AUGUCUUUUCAAAAAGUACACAUUUCUUUUUUGAAUCAUCAAAAUUUUCAACAACAAAAAGAUAAAUAAAAUAAUAAGGAUUUGAUGCAACUGAAAAUGUUUUUUACAUUCAGUUACAUCACAGCAAAUUUUAAAAGUGGAAUAGAUUCUAUUGAAAUUAAGGAUAUGAAUAAUGGAUAUUAAAAUGUCUAUCUCUCUUUAUAGAUUAAAAAAUAGAAAUUUUAUUAUCAUCUAAGUACGAUCAAUAUUUUAAUGUUGAAGAUAAUUCAUGCCUUUUUUGAUAGCUAGAUUUUGAUCAGUUAAAAUAAUUGUGAUUUUUAAGGCAAAGAAACGCAAAUAAAUUCAUUAAUUAAUUUUACAAAACCAAACAUACUCAAUGUGUUUUGCUAUUAUCCACUGCAAGCUUACACACCAUAUAUCAUCUAUCCUUAAUAAAUUUUAGUUCAACCCUAAGUUUAGACCAAUGAAAUUGAUGAAUCAAAUAAGAAUAACAUUAAAAUGGUUACAAAACAACAUUUAGAAGAAACAAAACCUCCUGAGAACUAUGAGAAUUAAGAUUUAGAUUUGGCAGAUGAACACUCAGAUGGAAAUGAUGAAGAUUACAGUGCAAAAGGCUUGAAUGAGAAUCAAGAAAAAAGUUAUGCUGUUAAUUAGUUGAAUGGAUCAACAAAUAUUUAGAAAAAUUACGCGAAAGCUGUCAUCCUAUACAUUAAAUAAUAAAAUGCAACUGUUAUUUCUCAAUUAGGGGAUAAAAAAGCCUCGAAGUUCUAUCGGUUAGUAAAAAAGAUGCAAAAUAAUAUCAGAAACUUAUCUCAUAUAAGCAAGUAUACACGAGACGAAGAUUUCAUUCAACUUUUUAGAAUUUUAUGUAAUAAGUUUUUGAGAAAAGAUUGCAUCAGUUACAUUUACAACUCAAAAAUCUAAUAGAAGACAAGCCAUUUGAAGGGCAAACAUAUUAUUAAAAAAAACCUAUUUAAAAUCUGA
Paramecium tetraurelia is the source of this 984-nucleotide messenger RNA. RefSeq lists its product as uncharacterized. Lineage: Eukaryota; Ciliophora; Oligohymenophorea; Peniculida; Parameciidae. The transcript is spliced from 4 exons. The record is from RefSeq and is a predicted model, not a curated record.